AUGGGGGCGAUCCGCGUGCAGCUGUGGUGGGCGCCGGGGGGCGAGCUGCGGCGGCUGCAGCGCGCCAGGCUGGCCCUGCACCGCGUCGCCCGCCUCUGCGGACACCACUUUGGCCCUGCGCUGCUGCUGUCCGUGCUGCAGCACGCGGUCCAGAUGGUAACUCUGACGUACAACGUCGUACUGCUGGCACAGAGCGACCGAGACCCCACACACCAGACACGCGCUGCCACGUAUUCUCUCUGCCUCUUCGUGCUGGCUAUAACCACCAGCCUGCUGGCAAUGUGCUGGCUGUGUUCCUCUGCGGCAGACCUAGCUGACACCGUGGGCGAGCUGCUGGCGAAGCUUCAGAUCCUGUUGCAGCGAGAAACUACCUCUGACAUCCUCUGUCUGUCGAUCAAGAGAAUGAACUUCUCUGCUGCGGGCUUCUUUGAUAUUGAUCUAAGCUUAUUUGUAGCAACUAUUGGAGCUACCAUCACUUACGUUAUAAUACUUAUUCAGUUUAAGCCAUAA
Messenger RNA from Schistocerca americana (American grasshopper), 510 nucleotides. Its product is annotated as gustatory receptor 68a-like. Gene Ontology annotation, biological process: sensory perception of taste. The transcript is spliced from 2 exons. Bases 1 to 510 code for a protein of 169 amino acids. The record is from RefSeq and is a predicted model, not a curated record. Gene Ontology annotation, cellular component: axon; neuronal cell body; dendrite. Lineage: Eukaryota; Metazoa; Arthropoda; Insecta; Orthoptera; Acrididae.